Molecule: messenger RNA, 432 nt
Organism: Linum trigynum
Lineage: Eukaryota; Viridiplantae; Streptophyta; Magnoliopsida; Malpighiales; Linaceae
Source: the annotation of a GenBank genome assembly
AUGAAGAUCAAUGCAACUUCAGUAAGUAAAAUGGAUGACCUCUCUAAUGUGAGCCAAAAGGGAACACACCAGAAACUUUCUAAAGUUUCUAUUCCCCUUGCCAAAGAUUUUGGCCAAAGCAAACCCAUGAAUGAUUUGAAAUCUCCCUCUUCUACUCCCAUCAAGUCAGGAGCUGGCAAAGGUCCAUCCAAGGAGGCCAAAUCAGGCCACCAACCUAAGAUGAAGACCCCCUCCUCCUCUGCCGCUAAAGACCAGAGGUUCAAUAACAUUGGCCUCCCAGAGAAAGGGAUUAGUAAUGGAAGGAAAAUAGAAUUUGUCUCCGCCAAGGCGGAUGUGAAUUCUGUGCAAGAACAUACGCAACAUCCUUAUGCAAACUCCACUGCAGGAACUUCAGGGGAUGUGGUGGCAGCCAUGGCCGUCGAGAAUUGGUAA